Stylonychia lemnae is the source of this 2292-nucleotide messenger RNA. The record is from the annotation of a GenBank genome assembly. NCBI's taxonomy places the organism in Eukaryota, Ciliophora, Spirotrichea, Sporadotrichida, Oxytrichidae.
AUGAUUUAUGCCUUGAUGCCUAUUCUUCUGUUUAUAAUCUGCUACUUUGUUUGGUCGAUUAUAUCAUGCAAAAAGAGAGAUCCAUAACUAUUGAAAUCAAGAGCUAUUUCUUCAAUAGUGAUUUUGCUUUUCUUUGUAUAUUCAAAUAUAGUUCAACAAAUGUUGGACGCUUUCAACUGUAUUGAUGUGGAUGGCGAAGAUAGAAUGAAAACAGAUUUGGAAGUCUUGUGUUUUCAGGGUCCUCAUUACUUCUGGUCCUAUGGUGUUGCGAUGCCAGCUAUGAUAGUAUGGGGUCUUGGUAUACCAUUAUUUGCUAGUCAACUAAUGUAUCAUGAAAGACAUAAACUUGAUUCUUUAGAGACUAAAGCGAAAUAUGGAUUUCUUUUUAGAGGCUAUAAAAAGAGAUUUUAUUAUUGGGAAAGUAUAGUAAUGUACAGAAAAACUUUAUUAAUAUUUAUCUCGGUGUUCUUUGUUUCAUUUGGUGUCCUAGUUCAAGCAAUGAUUGUGAUGCUUUUGCUAAUAUUUGGAAUAACAACAUAGAUGAAAUUACAACCAUAUUAGACUGAAGCUCUCAACAUUUUAGAGGUACUUUCCUUUAAAUUCAUUAUCAAGCUCUUCUUCCUCGAACUCAACAUAAUGUAAUUUGCUUAAUCAAGUAACAAAUAUAUAGUUGCAGGCCUCUCCGAUGAAACGAAGAUAUUUUUCUUCUUUGUGAUCGUAAUUUUCAAUAUGACAUUCUUCUUAUUUUGGGUUUACUAUUUUUUCAUUGAAUUGAGAGAACACAUCAUUAAGAAGUUGGCUUGGGUAUACCUUAAUUUCAUAUUAUGUGGAAAUAAGAGAAAAUUAGUGCUCCACCAACAGGAUGCAAUAAUGAAAGAAGAAAAUGAAAUACUAAGAGAAGAAUACAUGAAUGCACUUACAUCAUUGAAACAGGCCUAUGAGAAAGGUGAUAUUGUACUGAAUCAGUAGAUACUUGAAAGAUUUAAAAUUCAUUUAAAUUUGGAAAAAGUUCAAGAAAGUAUUGGGUUAAAAAAGUUGAUUGAGGCAGGCGAGUAAAUAAAAAUCAGGAAAAUGAGAGCUUACAAAAACAAAUCUUUCAAAAAGGUCCUAGAGUUCUUUAAUGAAAAUACAUAAGAAAAUAAGAAUGAUGAUCAAGACAGUGAAAGAAUAAUGAAGCUCGUUAAAAAUCCAAAAGAAAUUGAUGUAGAUGCCUCUUUCAAUGACUAGAAGGACUUUAUAUAAUUAGAGCUGGAAAAGGAUAAAUAUAAGUAAAUUCCUCUAAAUAGGAGAAACCUGGAGAAACUAACAACUGCUUAGAGUAAACAAAUUUCAGUUUAUCAUGAUGAAAGAGAGGAAAUAAUUAGUACAAGUUAAGAUAAUGAUAGAAAAUUCAACACAAAUACACUAAAUCCACUUAUGAAUGAUGAUUCGUAAUGCUUAGAAUCUUAUAGGAAAUUUGUUCAUUCUGAAAAAGAUGAUAAUGAUUAGAAUUUCAAAUCUAAUUCCAAUCUCUUCAGUCAAAAUCCACUCAUAGAUCCUUAUGAUUCAAGCAGAGAGUAAUCUUAAAUGUAGAAAGUGUACCCAAUGAACGAUGAUGACCAAUUAGAUGAGAUUGUAAGGUUUGUAUCGAAAGAAGAGAAGAAAAUAAAUUCAGAAUAAAACCUUUCAUUUCUUUUAAGAGAUCACAUGGAAUAGAUGAAAAAUGAGUAAAAUCAUGAGAAUAUUCUGAUUAAAAGUCGGGGAAAAAAAAGAGAUCCUAAAAAGGUUGAUUCAUAGAAAGCGUUAAAGAUAGGUUAAUUGAAAAGAUAAGCAACUAAAAAAAUGAAGAAUUAGCAAACUGAUAAAACAUAAGGAGAUAGUUCUUAUAUGGUCAAAAUAUCAGGUAUUUCAGACGAUAUAGUUGACAGAAAACCAUAAUCAACUUAGAAUGCUAAGAGAAAGCAUGCUAGUAAAUUAAGAAGAACACGCUCUGAUUUUAGUUUCGAUGAUUAAAAUCAAGAAUCAGAAAAUUAAGAUGUAUAUGAGGACAAAACAAAUAAUCAGUUUGGCUUAGAAAAGAAUUGGUUAUAGUAAAAUUAAGAUUUAGUUGACUUUACAAAUGAUGUGAACAGCAAAAAUAACACUUAGAAGUAAAAUAAGUUAUUGAAUUAGCUUUACCAGCAAAAUGAAGCAAGCAUAUCUUUUGUUGAUUUUGAAGACAUGCUGAUUGGAAAAGAUUUUUAGCCGGUAGGAACUUAAAACAAAGAUAAAGAAGACAAGAGCAGAUUUGAUGGAAGAGAUAUGAGAUUUUGA